Messenger RNA from Lonchura striata (white-rumped munia), 342 nucleotides. The record is from RefSeq and is a predicted model, not a curated record. Lineage: Eukaryota; Metazoa; Chordata; Aves; Passeriformes; Estrildidae.
AUGGGAGAAAUUGGGGAGGAAUGGCCCCGCCCCCUUUUCCCGCCAGUCCACGCCUUUGAUUUGCAUGGAGAGGGCGACGCCCACACGGCCCUGGACUUCAGGCCCGAGGACCGGCGCUUUGCCGUCUUCUCAUUGGCUGUCGGGCCGGACGGGCGGGACGUGAUGGGCGGGGCCAACGACGGCUGCGUCUACGUCUACGACCGGGAGGCGCAGCGGCGCGUGGAGAGGGUGAGGAAACGGGGCGAAAACGGGGGAAAACGGGCAAAAAGGGGAAAAACGGGGAAAACGGGGAAAGGAGGCGGAAAAACGGGGAAAAACGUCCAAACCAGUCCAAACCAGUAA